AUGCAGAGAUCCAAAUUAUCACCCACAUCGUCCUCCACUAAUCACAACAUACGAUUGAGUCAUACCUCGACAAAGAAAACUGCUUCGGAAAAGAAAUCUGUGUUGUAUCGACCAACCUCAACUACACCCAAGAAAAAGAAAGAAUGGGAUAGCACUAUUUCUAAUUUGAAUGUUUACAAAUUAUCGAAACAAGAAAUGGAGGCAAAAAAGAAGUCACGCAUUUCUAAAAAUCAAGAGUAUUUCAAGAAUCAUAGUCCCGAAUCAUAUCACCCAAUAAGGCUCUUGAAUUAUGAGGAAAGACCAUGUUCAGCUCCUCCAACAAGGAACAAACCUCUAACUACACCAACAAAACAAUCUUCUAACUUUAAGGCUCCAAGAACAGUUCCUGUAUCUACAAAAUCGAAAUCAUUUUCAAAAAGCUCAAAGUUACCCUCUAAUAACACUCUUCCGUCCUUUAACAUUGACCUCAACAAUACUCAGUUCUUGAACCCUUCUAAAUUUAAGCAGCACAUGGAAUUUCCCCAACUUGACUUACUUCCUUUAACCUCGCGAAUUCUUCAACAAGAAAAUUCUGAAACCUCCAGCGAAAGUGACAAAGAUAAAAGCUUGACAAAUGUCGGUGAUAUCUUUCAAGAAGACGAUUUUCACAGGUUUGGGGAAUGGAGCAGUAACCUUCAAGGAGAAGGUCAGGUUCAAACGUCAAAUGGUGGAUUAGUCUUUGAUGCCACCAGUAAUAGGGUGUCUGAUAUUGAUUUUAUUAAGAACGAACUUCUGGAUCUAAGAUCAAAUAUGAUGUUUAAAAUAGACAGUGGAUCCAGAGUUUUCGAGACCUUACUUGAGGAAAAAACCAAAAAGGAAUGCGAAUUAGAGGAGAAAGCUAAAUAUCUUGAACAAGAACUUGAUCAAUCUCGUCGUUCCUAUGAAGAGCUUGAUUUAAGAUUUUCUCUGUAUCGAAAGGACAGCGAAGAACGAACGUUAUCUCUGCUGCAAAGAAUUGAUGAGCUUGAAAGAGAGAUGGCCUCAAAAAGCAACGGUUUGUCAUCAAGUUCUGAUCCCUCUCUUAGUAUGGACCAUCAUGGUGAUCCUGCAAGUGAUUACGUAAUCAAUGGAAGGAAGGUUCUUAAAACCAUUGAUGAUUCUUUAAUGGUAACUACUCCAAAGAAUAAUCAAAUGACUCCUCCCCUGCCCGUCCUGCAAUUUGAUACGAAACCUUUUUGCAAAAAAACCUCUCCCACACAACAAAACAACAAUCGCUUCUCUGACGAUAAUAAGGAGAAUAUUGAAAUUGUGAAAAAUGGAGAAGAAUGUUCACCUUUUUCAACGUACAGAUAUCCUGUGCAAUUCAAUGAUAACACCAUUGAAAUUCAUAGACCAUUAAUAAUUGGGAGAGACUUUUCGAACACAAUUCAAAGAAAUCAACUCCCUUCAAGGCAAAACAAGGAUUUUUCACCUCCAUCCUCAACGGGAAGUAACAACGUGCAAGCGGUUCUUUCAAACAAAGUGAAGAAAUUCAAUAUUCGUGAAAAACAUUAA
Molecule: messenger RNA, 1533 nt
Organism: Naegleria lovaniensis
Lineage: Eukaryota; Heterolobosea; Eutetramitea; Acrasida; Naegleriidae
Exons: 2
Coding region: 1-1533 (510 amino acids)
Source: RefSeq, a predicted model, not a curated record